This is a messenger RNA of Funneliformis geosporum, 552 nucleotides long. The record is from the annotation of a GenBank genome assembly. NCBI's taxonomy places the organism in Eukaryota, Fungi, Glomeromycota, Glomeromycetes, Glomerales, Glomeraceae.
AUGCCCUUACCGCCUUUAAUCGCUAUCACGUCCAAAGGACGAAGGGUUUAUUCUUGCGAUUUAGUAAUUAAUAAGCAAAGAUUAUUGCGACUAAUUAUCGACCCUCAUUAUGAGAAAGACCCGCCAAAACGACCGAGUGCUUACCAGUAUUUCACCAUUGAAGACAUUCAGCAUAACGAUAAAAGCUAUUGCUUAAAAGAAAAUUAUGCUUUCCCCAGCGAAGCGGAAUUAAAGGAGAUAAGGGAAAAAGUAAGUCAUCCAAACUAUCCUUAUAAAAACAAAAUCUUGUCGCCUAAUGCUUCGGGUGAGGAGAAAUUUAAAUAUCAGAUUUGUCAAGCAAUUUUAGUUUACCAACAAGAGAACAAUUUGCCAGUGGAAGAAGUGGCAACCAAAAUAGCAAUUUCUUUAAACAAAACUUAUGACCUUUUAUUAGGAAAAAUAAAAGGUUUUCGGUUAAAAGAGUUAGCCAAUUAUUUAGAGAAACUGCAUGUUCCUUUCGAAAUAACUGUUAGAAAUGACAAAGCGAGAGAAAGCAAACAUUUAAGCGGAUAA